Messenger RNA from Sardina pilchardus (European sardine), 1756 nucleotides. It is a transcript of the gene sirt4, whose product is annotated as sirtuin 4. The coding region runs from base 119 to 1066 and encodes 315 amino acids. The transcript has 4 exons. Gene Ontology annotation, cellular component: mitochondrial matrix; nucleus. Lineage: Eukaryota; Metazoa; Chordata; Actinopteri; Clupeiformes; Clupeidae. Gene Ontology annotation, molecular function: NAD+ binding; NAD-dependent protein lysine deacetylase activity. The record is from RefSeq and is a predicted model, not a curated record.
GUUUCCUGUCUGCCGGACACUUGAAAAUUAUCCUAUGUUUGUUGUGCUGUUAAAUUGGAGCUAUAUGUCAAUCAGAAAACCGUAAACUGGCGUUUAUGCUGCAUUGUGUGUGCCUUAUAUGUGCGCCCAGAUGAUGACGACCUGGAGACACGUGCCGCGGUACCUCGUAACAAGAAGGGGUGCCUCUUCUUCAGCGUGUGCGGGGGCUAUUAAUUUCGUUCCCACGAGCCGUUCCAUUGAACCCAGCGAUUUGGAGCGGAUUCAGGAUUUUGUGUCACGUGCGCGAUGUCUCUUCGUUAUCACCGGCGCUGGACUUUCCACCGAGUCAGGAAUCCCUGACUAUCGCUCAGAAGGAGUUGGUCUUUACGCACGAACUGAUCGGCGGCCCAUGCAACAUGUGGAGUUCCUGCGCAGCGCCAAAUCUCGACAGCGCUACUGGGCGCGCAACUACAUGGGGUGGCCACAGUUCUCCUCACACAAGCCAAACUCUGCCCACUUGGCCCUGCGGGACUGGGAAGCGCAGGGGAAGGUACACUGGUUGGUGACGCAGAAUGUGGACGCGUUGCAUUCCAAGGCUGGACAUCAACGUCUGACAGAGCUACAUGGCUGUACACACAGGGUGGUGUGUUUAGGUUGUGGGGUCCUUUCUCCCCGCGAGGAUCUCCAGAGACGCUUUACUGAGAUGAACCCUGGCUGGGCCGCCGAAGCAGGGUCAGUAGCACCAGAUGGAGACGUCUUUCUGGAAGAUGAGCAGGUGCAGCACUUCAGAGUGCCCUCAUGCCAAAGCUGUGGAGGCAUCCUAAAGCCAGAGGUCACUUUCUUUGGAGAUUCAGUCAACCGGUCAACUGUGCAGUUUGUCCAUGAAAGGCUAGCGGAGUCGGACGCAGUGUUUGUUGCAGGCUCCUCUCUGCAGGUGUAUUCAGCGUACCGCUUCCUCCUUGCGGCCAGCGAGCGACCGAUCCCUGUAGCUAUCCUGAACAUUGGGGCCACGAGGGCAGAUCACAUGGCCGAGCUACGAGUGAGUGCCCGCUGUGGAGAGGUGCUCCCUGUUAUACAGCCUUGCUGACCUCCGAUCACUCUGCAUCACUUAAUGUAACGGAGACCUCUGGUGUCAUUCAGGGCACAACCAGUUUCAUACACAAACAAACAAACAACAAAAAUUCUUUGUAUUUUCUGAUUGUGUUUUCUUAUGAAAUACAUUUGAGACAGUGCCAGGUCAUGUAAGAGACCUAGUAUUGACACAAAGAUUACCUCAAGGAAUGUACAACACAACAUGAAUAACGAUAAAAACUUGCCGUUACAAGAGGGGACAGACUGAUAUUCAGAUGCAGUGCUCCCUUUUAUGCAAACGUUACAGGUCGUUUGGGCUUGUAUACAAUAGUAUGUAUGUUUUGAACUAAAUCAGCCUCGAAUAGAGGCCAGGAAGAAGCUACAUCACUGUUUCAUACCGAUAUUAUCCUCAUUGCUUCUUGACUGGACUUACACUGGACAUAUGACAAUGUCAUAGAACCCAGUGGAACUGUAAAGGGAGCUACAUGUUAUGAUCCACUCUUGCUCAUCAGUGAAUCAUACCAACAUACAGUAAAAUAAAAGGAAAGGACAUUUGUUUGUAUUUGAAGGCAAAUUAUUGACCAGGGUAACAAAAUAUAGUAAAAUCUGUGUAACAUUUGUCUAAACUAUGUACAUUUGUCAUAAAUGGUUAGAUGCUUUUCCUCCAUGCCCAAUGUGCAAUAAACAGAUAUUCAAAUUACUGUGA